CCCAUGGCCGCAACUUCAAUCAAACUUAGACCUCUCGGCAUUGUUGAGCGCUACCACGCGUUGCACCAUUUCUACGGCUAUGGUGCAAACGUCGCUGCAUCCUGCCGCUAUUUCCUCCGCCACGAAACAUCCACACCACUCACGAAAGAAAUGCUGUAUCCCGCCCUGCGAAAACUGAUCGAAACCCAGGCGGGGCUGGGUGUGCGCAUGGUGGGUGACGAGUCCGGGAGCACAGAUAUCGAGAGCCUCAGGUUCGAGCGGCUGGACAUCGUCGAUCUAGAUUCAGUGGUUGAAUUCGGAGAUGAGGAAACGGUGGAAAGCGCACUGCAAGGUCAGUUGUGCCGGGAUUUCGAGACUCGGGACCCGGUCCCGCUAUGGCGGGUGCAGGUCCUGCCGGGUGGUAUGGUGGUAUUUGCGGCACAUCAUGCCAUGGCGGAUGGGAUGAGUUGCUUGGCGUUCCAUCGUGCUCUAGUCGCCGCGCUCAACGACCCCAACUCCGCGGCCACUGCAGAUCCCGUCGUCAUUGUCUCCCGCACUCUGACGCUCCCCCCGUCGAUUGACGACGUAACAGAUCUCUCGCCAGGUCUGUCACGAAUCCUGUAUGAAAUCGUUC
Molecule: messenger RNA, 613 nt
Organism: Mycena citricolor
Lineage: Eukaryota; Fungi; Basidiomycota; Agaricomycetes; Agaricales; Mycenaceae
Source: the annotation of a GenBank genome assembly